Messenger RNA from Chinchilla lanigera (long-tailed chinchilla), 1098 nucleotides. RefSeq names its product translation initiation factor IF-2-like. The record is from RefSeq and is a predicted model, not a curated record. NCBI's taxonomy places the organism in Eukaryota, Metazoa, Chordata, Mammalia, Rodentia, Chinchillidae.
GAGCGCGAGCCGGGUCCGCAGCCGGAACCCGGGCCAGGCCGGGGUUCGGGGCCGCAGGGCCGGGCUGCUCGUAGCGGCGGCGACAGAGCCCCCCAGUGGCUGAGGGGCUUCCUCCCGGCUCCCGCCGGCGGCUGGGACCCAGCCAGCCCCGCAGCCGGGGAUCGCGGGGAUCCCCCAGCACAUCCAGGAUUUGGCGAGCCCCAGGAAAGCGGGGAGGGGGCGCGGAUCCAACGCCGAGCAUCUUCCCCGCGGGGAUCAGCGGAGACCCCCUCUGUGUUCCGAAGACGGCGACCUUCCCCACGGCACCGCGAAGACGCCCUCUUCUGCCUGCGCCCCCAGACCCCGACCGCUGGGCCCCCGGCCGGGAUCGCGGGAACCCCCUCCCGAGACCCCGGUCAUCACAGCUCCACACCUCAAGACACGAAGACGCAGCUCCACACGCCCCUAAACCAGGGGAUCCUACUGCCCCCCAACUCUGGUACUCAGACACCCCAAAUCCAGGACCCGAGGACAGCAAGAGAUAGUUCUCACCAGCAAGAAGCCUCGGCGACCCCUUUAAAGGCCCGGGCCACGGAGCCCUCGCAUCUCGGCCCAUGACUGUGGCGCCCUGAGCCCCCAGGGCCGGGCGGACGAAGACCGAGACGGCGCCCAGGCCCCCUGCCGCGGCGUCCCCGCGGCCCCAGCCCAGCACCGUUUCACUGCCGGACACACCUCUCUCACCUUUAUCCUCAUCUGCCGCCAAACAGAACAGAAGCGUCUUCAGGACGAGGUGGUGCGUGUGGCUUGCAGAUGUAUUCCAGAUCCGAGAACAGGGCCAAGCACAUAGUGGGUGCUCAAGAAAUAUGGAUGGAAUGUUCUGGAACCACCCUGCUCCCCAAGCCCCUUCCUACCUGUGGACCCUAGACACAGCACUUAAUCAUUCCUUCUCUGAGUCUUCUCUUAGCGGUAAGAGAUGUCAUAGGAAUAAUAAACAGCUUCUCCUAAGACUGUUGGGAAGCUUAAAGGACUCAGUAUACACCAAAUACUUUUACGUUUUUUGGGUUUUGUUUUGCUUUAUUUUCUGUUUUUGCAGUAUUGGGGAUUGAACAGAGGGCCUUC